GGUAAAAGACGGUGUAAAACGCGGUACUAGGAGAUUUAUGCACUAGGUGGAAAUAAAAGGAUGCCAUGGCUAGUUUUGGUGUGAGAUGCAUCCUUUUUUCGGUAAUGGUUAUAAGGGGUGUACACCCCGUGUGUGGAUGUGUGUGAGACGGGCGUGUAACUACGGCAACCGCUAACACGCGCGCGCGUCGGUGAAGCCUUUUUUGUGAGUGUGGAGCAGCGAACAAGAAAAUGGGUAAAAAAAAGGAUCGCUCUAAAGCCGCGCUUGCUUCGAUAUGGUCGGUUUUAAUUUUGUGCCCGCACUGCCAACGUCGACAGUCAGUUUUCUACACGGCCUGCCAGCUAAAGCAAGGUGGGCUGUAGCAAGGAUAUAUCGAAGGAAUCGCUUUUCAAAGCGAACAAAACGAAAGCAGAGUAAAGCGUAAAGCAGAGGGUAGAGAUAAACAGAAAAGAAAAGAAGACAAAACAAGCAAGGAUAUUAUUCGUGUGAAGAUAGCAGCCAAAAGGAAAAAAAGGAAAACUACUCUAUGUGUGAAAGUGUGUGUGUGUGUGUGUGCUUAGUAACGAAACAAAACGUAACCCGAAAACGGAAAAGGAAACAAACAGCUAACCAAAUUGCCUAACGGUGCAUAUGUGUGCGAGCGAGUAUGAUCGUUGUGUGAGUGGAAAUGUAUUCCUUCGUUUUUUUUUAGCGGCAAACGUUUUCCUUUCCUCACGGAACACAUAUUCGUGUGGUUUUGUGGAUUUGGAAGCUAAUAAAAAUACAAACUAGUGCUGUUAAAGUAAUGAAUUUUCAAUACUUUCAAUAGUGUGCAUCCGUUUUGCCUACAUGCAAGGCGCAUCGGAAAACCGGUCGGAAAAUGUGACGUGAAUCAUCGUCAAGCCGCAACGGGGCGAUGCGCGCGUACGCAAAUACACAACGCGAGCAGGAAAAAUAGUUUACAUGUGAAUUUGUGCGUGUGUUUUGGGCUUGAAAAUGAAAAUGUUCAUACUUUUAUUUUUUUACAACUAUUCACUCAGUGGCGUCAAGUGUUUUUCUUUUAUUUUUUGUUAAUUUAAUUUUUUUUUAUUUACGGUGUGUAAUGUGUUUGAAUAUUGUAUUUAAAUUUAUAUCUUCACCUUUUUUUACAGUGAAAAUCAGUACGAACGUAGUGAAUAACAACAAAAACGUAUUAAAACGGUGUGUGUAAAAGAAAGAUACUAAAAAGUGCUCAUAAACAUCAAAGUACUAUAAGAAAGUGUAAAGAAAGUUUAGAAGGAUCUUAUAAAUAAAUUUCAACCAAUAACAAGGAACUGAAACUCCAGUACUGAACUGAGAUCCGACCCGACAAAGCUUCCCGCGACAGCUUGAUGAGCCGGCCAGUGAAGAACCUUUCAACAGCACAUCCAACUCUACCGUAGUGGAACGCGCGAAGGGAAAGCUGUACGUCUAUUUAUUGUCCCCGGGAAUUCUGGUACCGAAGUGUGAAUCCGGGAGAUUCUAGCGAGACACGAGCAUAUAAGGGGUGUAGCUGGGGGUGGAAACGACCAAGUGCUUUUAACGCUUGUCUACUAUAAACUAACCGAAACAAACGGUUUGCCGAGCGCGAAAUGGGUGAAACCGAUGAAAAGGAAACCGCACCGGCGGCAAAUACAAACGAUACGCAAAAACCGGAAACGCCGCAACCCAACGCGGACGGUCCAGAGGUAGAGGCAAAGGAGACGGAAAAGCUACUUGGAACCGAGGUGGAGGAAAAGCGUCCCCCCGUAACACCGACUGGUGACGAUAAGCCACAAACGAAGGCAAGCAGUGAAAAUGUAGCCAACGGGGAGGAAAUCAUCAACAUACCGGAGGAAGCGGUCACUGGUGGUGGUGGUGAUGUGACGGCGGAGAAUGGAAAGAAGGACACGGCGGACGAAACGGGCAAGACGGACAAACCGAAUAAGGUGCAGGCGGAAGAGCGCGAAGUAAAACCCAAGAAAGUUCCGGCCGGUGCCUUCAAGCUGCCUGGCUUCUUCAACAAGAACAAGGAAAAACCGAAGGAAGCGGACGGUGCGGACAAUGAGCUGCUGGAGAAGAACGGUGGCGAGAAUGGUGGUGGUGAUGGUAAGGAUGCGGCCACUAAGACAGCUGAUGAGGGUAAACCGGGUGCAGAUGAUAAACCGAAACGUGCCGGUGGAUUCUUUGCCAAUCUGAAGCUACGGAACCCAUUCGCCAAAAAGGCGGCUACUCCGGAGGGAACUGGUGAGGCGGCGGACAAAGCGACCGAAGAGGAGGAGAAAGAUGAGGUGACGGCAGAGGCAACGGAUAAAGCGAGUGCCGGCGCAGAAGAAGCCGGUGGUGACGGUAUGGAAGAGAAGAAACCGGUAGAAGAGGAAGCGGAAGUGCAGGCACCAAGGAAAGGAUUGCUGGAGGCGCUCCGUGUCCCACUGGCAAGCAUCAUCCCGAAGCGAUUCAAACCAGUGGCAAGUGGUGAUCCGGAAGAUGAUAUUGAGCUAGGCAAGACGCCUAAAAAUCGGGCUGGGCUUGCCUCGAUGGAGACGCUGGACGAUUCGCUGAAGGAUGCAGACACGAAGGAUGCGGUCGAUAAGCCCGGAGUGAAUGGAACGGAUGGCGAAGCGUUGGUGAAGCCGGAGGAUAAGGAGGCGAAGGAUAAGGCUGCCGAAGCGGAAGAAGACGCACAGGAGCGUAGUUUGCUGCAGCGGGUGCAAUCUUAUCGGUGCUCAGUUGAUGACAUCGCGAUCAUUGCAGGUGUGGUGAUCUUCCUGAUCCUGGUGGCACUGAUCAUCGCUUUUACGUUCGUUGGCAAGAGUGAACCCAUCACCGCGCCGGUACGCGACGGAAAGUACAUCGAGACGGUAACGAAUUGUGGACGAGUCGAAGGUAUUCUUGAGGAUGGUUCUUUCGCCUUCCGCGGUAUCCCGUACGCAGUGCCACCGGUUGGUCCGAAUCGCUGGAAGGCAGCUCAACCGAUCGAAAGUAUUGAACAUUGCUGGAACGGUACGCUAAAGGCACAUAACUCCACGCCCGUCUGCUGGCAGAUCUACGCCGACGGUAAGGUAGAUGGUGCCGAGGACUGUCUCACACUGGACGUCAUCACUCCGCACGUGCGCUACGACAAUCCACUGCCAGUGGUCGUACUGGUCGGUGCCGAAUCAUUCACCGGCGAUUCGCCGGGCAAGUUGCGUCCAUCCACGCGUUAUGCUCGUGCCCGUGAUGUGAUCUUCGUACGACCAAACUUCCGGCUGAAUGUGUUCGGAUUCCUGGCGCUGGAGCAGCUAACCAAGAGUGCACACCCACCGACCUCCGGUAACUACGGAUUGACCGAUCUGAUUGUCGCGCUGAAGUGGAUUCAGCUGAAUAUCCCGCACUUCGGUGGUGAUCCAAAGUCGGUAACGCUGUUUGGACAUCGUGCCGGUGGUACCAUUGUGACGGCACUCGCAUCAUCCAACAAGACGACGAAACUGUUCGCCCGCGCCUGGGUAUCGUCCGGUGCGUCCAUCUUCCCGGGCAAACCGCUGGCCGACUCGGAGAAAGAGAACGCACUGUACAUGAGUAAGAUUCGCUGUGAGGACACCAACUGUCUGAUGGAGAAGGAAGACGAAGAUAUCCUGGACGCGGUACCCGAUGUGUGGCGCCGUACCUUCCCCGAUCUGCCGGCAGCGGACGAAAAUGCUACAGCCCGACAUGAGUGGCUGGUGCUGGAUGGGAACAUUAUGCAGCAGCAUCCGGCCGACGUGUGGAGUGCGGACGUAUCCAACAAUGUACGGUACGUGAUCGGUUCGACUACGCACGAAGCGCACAACACCAAGCUACACCUGAAGUACACCGAGUGGACUCCGGAACUGGUAACACGCCACGUGAACGAAAGCAUUGUCGGUAAGCUUGGCCUUACGGAGGAGGCACUCCGUCGGUACAACACCACGUAUCAGGGGCUGGUAGCGAUGGUAUCGGAUAUUCGUACGAUCUGUCCGCUACUGACGAUCAAGCAGAAGCUUCAAAGCUCUCAGUUCUACGUCGUGUCACAGACGGGCGGUGAGCUGGGCAUUGCCGAUGUCGAUUCGGACGUGCAGGCUAUCUUGGGACGUUACGAACCGAAAACGCCCGAACAGCGGCGAUACGUUUCCGCUAUCCAGCAGCUGUUCUACCACUACGUGUCGCACGGUGAAAUCAAGCACGAGCUGCGGAAAAAGCUGCUCGACAUUGGCCAGGAUGCGCUGCCGACGUACAACGACGAGAACUGCCUGUUCUGGAUCAAGAAUGAUGUUGUGCCGCGUUACGCACGGUUAGAUUAAGAGAUGCCAGCGCGGGGAAGCGAGCUAACCAAAUAUUCAACGACAGCGCGUGGACGAGACAGUGAACAAUUGGGUUUGGAAGGAAGACACGGAAACAGUUCUUAUAGCGGUUAAGAAAUUGCGGAUAUUAUGAACCCUACAAUCUUUAAGACACGACCAGUUAUACACUAUAUACAGUUAUACAAGUAUAUAAUCGUAGUCGAGGCGCCAGUAUUCAAGAUGUAAAAAAAAAGAACGCGGGAACAACACACAGCCGUACACAACUGACUUGCCAAAAACAAAAAAAAACCCUUUGAAACGUAACAGCACUCCCCGAUCCGAUAGCUCAAAAAACGAAACAAAAAGGGAAGCUCUUAAGGGCUUUGUGGAUAAAAAGGCAAGGAUGUUUCCUUGUUUUUCCUCCCCGUAUACACCGUAGCAUGCCAUUUUUCGAACCAUGUUUUAAAGUAGCGCUUUUUAGCAGUGACGGUAGUCCAGUUUUAUUGUCGCGUUUGAGACGGUGGAAAGGGUGAAUUUUGAUAAAAAACAAUUUUUCCAUUUCGACAUUUGUGUUGUACUUGGAUAAAAACAAGUGGGGGAGUGAACUUAUGAACUAGUAAUAGCUGUAGUGUUCAAACAGUGACAGUAUUCUAAAUGUGGCGUGCGAUCAUCUGUUCAAAUCUGCCAUCCCAUCAGCUUUCAUCCUAAACGCCGCCGCACUCUCUCUCUUUCUCUUCAUCAGUAGUAUCAUCAGUAUGAUCGCGUGAUUGAUGCAGGCAGAAGAUUUCAAAACAAACGUGGUACAGAUUUUUUUUUCGAUAUACCGCGCAUUGUUAUAUUCGUAUUCGGUAGGCAUAAGAGCAUCGCUUCUGUGUAAUAAGAAUGGUUUACAGAGCUUCUCAGCUGGAGCUAUAUAGCCCGGAGGAAGUUUGACAAAGCAUGGUGAACUCUUCUAGCUUGAUUAUAAUUUAUUUUGUUCAGCAAUUAUGGUAGAAACUAACCUCUCUAGAGAGAAGUAGAGAGAACUAGAAAUAAAUCGUUUUUUUCCGCUCGCUAGCUUCAAAUUUGCUUAACAGUAAUUAAACUUUUACACAAAACCGGUGGGUAAAUAAAGGCUGUUUUGUACUACUUUUAAAGCGAAGAUAAAUUUACAAAAAAAGAGCAAACAGUUCAUCGUAGUGAAGAUGAAGAACAAACUAGACGACAAAGUAAAGUAUCUCAAUUUUUUUUAAAUCAUACACAACCAACCUUAUAAGCAGCAUACAUUCUAGAAUUGAAGUAAGAGAACACACAACAAGACGGUCGGCUGUAGGAAAAAAUGUGAGAGAAGUGAAGAGGAAACUACAAAGACGAGGUGUAAGACGGUUAACUAACUAAACAGUAGUAUGAUAAUACAACAAAAAAACCGCUAGUGAAAGCAUAUGAUAUACAUAUAGAGAGUGCAAAGUGUACACUACCGAAGUAAAGCCGAAAGAGAGGAAACAUUAGAGACGAUUUGUACGAUCGUGCAGGAUCAGCAGGAUAUGCGCACGAUCGCCGGAUGUGAUUAGAUAACUAGGGAAAGGAAACAAAAUACAGACGAAAGACGAUGGUGGUGUGUAGUGAAGGUAAUUUUAGCUAAAAUAUAACUAAAAAAACCAACUCACCCAUAAAGCAUAGUGCAGGCGAACCGCAUCCUACGUGUAUUUGUUGUAAUUUAUAAUCUAUUUGGUAGUUUUUAAUUACGAUAUAUGUACUAUUUUACGAACCCCUUCAUGAUGCUACCCUUUCCUUUUAAGGUUCCGAUUACGUUUUUUUUUUGUUCCGAUUAGUGUGCAACCUGCCUUCUCCCCCCCAAAAACUGUCUAUCCUUCUAUGGCUUGCGUGUAUGUUUAUGCUAUGUAACUAUUCUUUUACAUUUUAUUUUUUUUUUAAAUUUUCGUCCAUUUCUAACUCUAAUAUCCCGUAAUGUUCCAUUACAGAGCGAUAGAAGAAGAAAGGCAAAACGUUUGACAGUGUCUCGAGUCAGAUGUUACUUGUAAUAAGUGUUGCACUAGGAACCUAGAUACUAACUAUCCUUGCGUUCUCACGGCAGAUCGUUCGCAAUAAAUCAGUCGCAAAUCCACAAUACUCAACCACAAUGAUCCUUCUUUGCAUUUACUUUGAGUCAGUCGCCCCCCGGGGGAAGAAUAAAACAAUUAAUAAACGAUCGUUUCCAUUCGUACUCAAUGGCUCAUACCGCUCGAUGGAAGUGUAAUGUUUUCUUGUGUGGAAAGUGUUUCACAAAACAACCAAUUUACAUUUACAACUAAAACUUUUUGUUCACAUUUCAUACCGAUAGCAGCAUAAUGAGGUAUACAGUUUAUGCGCGUAUAAUCUGAGCGUACAAAAGCGAUUGCGAUUGCAGUAUAGAAUAAAAAUGGUGAGAAAACAUGAAAGAGCAUGAACGAAAGCAUAAGCGCAAGAUAGGAGAAAUAGGAGAGCGAAGAAAGCGAUGCAAUGUGUAAAGUCUUAGAGCAUGCUACUAAAACAAAUGAAAUGAAGUAAAAAUAUACACCCUUGUUUGGAAAGUA
Messenger RNA from Anopheles funestus (African malaria mosquito), 6805 nucleotides. RefSeq names its product neurotactin (gene Nrt). Bases 1590 to 4274 code for a protein of 894 amino acids. Lineage: Eukaryota; Metazoa; Arthropoda; Insecta; Diptera; Culicidae. The transcript has 4 exons. The record is from RefSeq and is a predicted model, not a curated record.